Messenger RNA from Closterium sp. NIES-65, 2976 nucleotides. The record is from the annotation of a GenBank genome assembly. Lineage: Eukaryota; Viridiplantae; Streptophyta; Zygnematophyceae; Desmidiales; Closteriaceae.
AUGCACAAGAACAUGUCGGUUCAGACAGAGGAAGGAUAUGAGGAGGAAGAGGAGGAAGGAGAGAAGGGUGGUGGGAAGGGUGAGACGGAGGAGCAGAAGCAGAGAGAGAAGCGGGUGUGUAGAGUAGUAAGUGGAGGGAGAGGGAUGAUGAGAGCAGAGAGCACAUUGGGUGAGACGGUCUGUGUGGAUGGUCGGAUGGUGAAGGACAGCAAGUGUCAGCGCUGCCCUGCGAUGAACGGUGGAGCUGAAGCUGCUUUUGAGGCGCCUCAAGAGACGGCCCGUGUGGAUGGUCGGAUGGUGAACGACAGCAAGUGUGAGCAUUGCCCUCCGAACCUCUCACACUCUCUGCCAAAGCCCCUUAAACCCGCCUCCCCUCACUCCUCAUCACCCCCUCCCCACCCCUCUUCCCUCUACCCCUCACACACAACCCAUCACACACCUCCCCCAAACCUAAACUUUUCUGCUGCCUCCUCUCAUCCCUCACCCCCUCUUCCUCCCCUCACCUCCCACCGCACCCAACCUCUCCCUUUACCCUUCUCACCGCAACCCUCCUCCCUCACCUCCCACCCGUCCCAACCUUCCCCCUCCCAUCCUUCCCUGCCCCUUUUCUCCCCGCACCCCGCCUCCUCUUCCUCCCCUGAUGCCUCUCAGCCCCCUGCAUCCCGCCAUUCGCCCCACCUCCGGCCCCAGUCUUCCCGCCGCCCCUCCCCUCUCAGUCCCUUGCUCUCUCACAGGCGUGCAAGCAUGAGGGCUCGGCUGGAGUCGUUUCUGGGGGAUAGGGAGGAGGAGGGGGAGGGCAAAGCGGAAGGGGAAGGGGAAGGGGAAGGGGAAGGGGAAGGGGAAGGGGAAGGGGAAGGGGAAGGGAAAUGGGAGAGGGAAGGGGAGGGGAAAGGGGAGGGAAAAGGGGAGGGGAAGGGGGGCGGGGAGGGCGGGGGGCAGCAGCGUGGGGCGGAUUCAGCCUGUGAGAGGGGGCAAGAUAGAUUUGCUGGGAUGGGUGGUUCAUAUGGAGUAAGGAGAGACGUGCUGUCAGACGUAGCGGGCAGAUAUGACGGACCAGGCAGAAUGGGUUUGGAAAAUCAGGCGGCAAGAGGGCGUGACGGGUGUGGCUUGAGGGCGAGUCAGACGGAACUCUAUACGGUUGUCACUGGAGAGGAUGUGAAGAAGAGAGAGAGUUGUGAUGAGGUUAAGGAUAUGGAUAGAAGAAGCAAGAUGGAGGGGCGUCUAGAAGUCAAAGGGAAGGGAGGAGGGAAGUGCAGAGAAGAGAGGGGCGCAACGAGUUUGGCACAGGCAUGCCGAUUGGGAUGGACGGCGAGAGAAGAGGAGAGAGAUGCAGUUGUUCGGAGUGAGGCUGUGCGUGGGGAGGCGGCGGGAAGUAGUCGGAAGAGGGAACGGCGAUGGGAAGCGGAGGAGGGCGGCGGUGAUGGGGGCAUGGACGCUAUUCGGCGUGUGCUGGGGUUUGAGGAUAUGGAAUCAGUGGUGGUGGUGGUGCAGGCAUGUGGGGAGGAUAGCUGCGGCUUUUCGGUUGGAGGAAAGGAAGGGAGCAGUGGGAAGGCUGACGUCACAGCAAGAUCAACAGCAGCUGGAACAACAGGAACAAUGGCAGGGGACGCGUGGUUAUCGAAAUCAGUAUGCGCAGCAGCAUCAGCACCACCAACAUCAACAUCAGCAGCAGCAAGAACAAGUGCAGCAGCAGCAACUGCAGCAACAGCACCACCAACAGCAACAGCAACAGCAGCAACAGCAACAGCAACAGCAACAGCAACAGCAGCAACAGCAACAGCAACAGCAGCAGCAACAGCACAGCACAGCAACAGCAGCAGCAGCAGCAGCAGCAGCAGCAGCAGCAGCAGCGCAGCAGCAGCAGCAGCAGCAGCAGCAGCAGCAGCAGCAGCAGCAGCAGCAGCAGCAGCAGCAGCAGCAGCAGCAGCAGCAGCAGCAGCAGCAGCAGCAGCAGCAGCAGCAGCAGCAGCAGCAGCAGCAGCAGCAGCAGCAGCAGCAGCAGCAGCAGCAGCAGCAGCAGCAGCAGCAGCAGCAGCAGCAGCAGCAGCAGCAGCAGCAGCAGCAGCAGCAGCAGCAGCAGCAGCAGCAGCAGCAGCAGCAGCAGCAGCAGCAGCAGCAGCAGCAGCAGCAGCAGCAGCAGCAGCAGCAGCAGCAGCAGCAGCAGCAGCAGCAGCAGCAGCAGCAGCAGCAGCAGCAGCAGCAGCAGCAGCAGCAGCAGCAGCAGCAGCAGCAGCAGCAGCAGCAGCAGCAGCAGCAGCAGCAGCAGCAGCAGCAGCAGCAGCAGCAGCAGCAGCAGCAGCAGCAGCAGCAGCAGCAGCAGCAGCAGCAGCAGCAGCAGCAGCAGCAGCAGCAGCAGCAGCAACAGCAGCAACAACAGCAACAGCAACCGCAACAACAGCAACAGCAACAGCAACCGCAACAACAGCAACAGCAACAGCAACCGCAACAACAGCAACAGCAACAGCAACCGCAACAACAGCAACAGCAACAGCAACCGCAACAACAGCAACAGCAACAGCAACCGCAACAACAGCAACAGCAACAGCAACCGCAACAACAGCAACAGCAACAGCAACCGCAACAACAGCAACAGCAACAGCUGCAACAGCAGCAUCAUUGUCUGCAUUAGCAGCAGCAGCAGCAGCAGCGGUAUCAGUGCUGGCACAGCCUUCUGUGCCUCGUCCUGUGAGAUUGCAGGGCAGGCCGGCUCUGUGGGCGCUGUGCCAUGGGGAGAAGAGGGCGGAGAGGGCAGAGAGGGAUGGGGAAGUGAAAGCGGUGGCCGUGUUUGUAUUGGCACGCACUGCUGCCGCCGCUGCUGGUGGUGUUUCUGCCUUUGCUGCCGCUGCUGCUGCUGGUCGGGAAGAGGCUGGUCCAGUGGUGGGCGUGCAUGUACUGGCAAGUGACGCUGACAGCACAACAUUCAUUGACAAGAUCUUAUUGUUCCCUGGUCGUGUGCUGUGGAAAUUACCUCCGUGA